Molecule: messenger RNA, 468 nt
Organism: Castor canadensis (American beaver)
Lineage: Eukaryota; Metazoa; Chordata; Mammalia; Rodentia; Castoridae
Product: cystatin domain-containing protein 1-like
Molecular function (GO): cysteine-type endopeptidase inhibitor activity
Source: RefSeq, a predicted model, not a curated record
ACAGCCAUGUUGUGGAAGGUACCCCUGCUAAUGGGACUUAUCGUGCUGGGGACCCAUAUCUGGACGAUUCAAAAAGAAUUUGUAGACAUUAGCAAGAACCUAGACUAUUUUAUGGCAUCAGUGGAGUAUGCUGUGACUCAGUUCAAUGAUGACAACACAGAAGAGAACACAUACAGGUUGCUGGAGAUUGGGCGAGCCCAGAAAAAGACAUGGACCAUGAUAUUUUUAAUGGACUUGGAUAUGGGCCGCACAAUUUGUAAAAAACAUGAUGAAAACACUGACAAUUGUCCCAUGCAAGAAGGCCCAGGAGAGAAAAAGGUGCACUGCACUUUUCAUGUGGAUGCCCGACCUUGGUUUUCCCAGUUCACUCUUCUGUACAGUUCAUGCAAUGCAGACGUAGGAGAGGACAGGGUCCCUGUCCAAUCUCAGCUGAAACUCCCUCUUCCUCUGGAGUGUGACAGUCUGUAG